Fraxinus pennsylvanica is the source of this 639-nucleotide messenger RNA. NCBI's taxonomy places the organism in Eukaryota, Viridiplantae, Streptophyta, Magnoliopsida, Lamiales, Oleaceae. The record is from the annotation of a GenBank genome assembly.
AUGCCUUCUUCUCUUCAGCUUCAUAGAAUCAAUCCAAUUAGUCACACGGCCACCGUGAAUUUCCAUCAGAAACAAUCGACACCCAUCUGGGUUAUCCCGGUACCUAGCGAGAUUUUUGUCCCGGAUAACGUGUUGCACCACCACACGCACGCGGUGGCGUCCAACCAGUGCUGUUCCUCGGUGGUGCAGGCUAUUGAUGCGCCAGUUGCAACUGUGUGGUCAGUCGUCCGACGGUUCGACAAACCGCAGGCGUACAAGCACUUCCUCAAGAGCUGCCACGUGAUCGGUGAUGGCCACGUGGGGACGCUCCGGGAGGUGCACGUGGUGUCAGGCUUACCGGCGGCGUCUAGUACUGAGAGGCUUGAAAUCUUGGAUGAUGAGAAACAUGUUAUGAGUUUCAGCGUUGUGGGUGGCGAUCAUAGACUGCACAAUUACCGGUCCGUCACUACUCUCCAAGCAACAGCGGGUGGCGCUGGAAAUAGCGGCACGGUGGUGGUGGAAUCCUACGUUGUUGAUAUACCACAAGGGAACACGAAGGAAGAAACUUGUGCAUUUGUUGAUACAAUUGUGAGGUGUAAUUUACAGUCACUGGCUCAGAUCGCAGAAAGUUUGGCAAAAAAUAACAGUAAAUCAUCUUAA